AUGAUCAAAGACUUAGAAACCACGUGGGUAGUACCAGGGCACACGGAGAGAAGGCAUGUCUUCCGGGAGUCAGAUGACUUGAUUGGGCAGAAAGUGGGCCAUGCCCUAGCAGAGAGACUUGUAGUGAUCUCCUGCAUUGGGGAGAAGUUAGACAAAAAGGAAGCUGGCAUCACCAAGAAGGUUGUUUUUGAACAAACCAAGGUCAUCGCAGGCAAUGAGAAGAAUUGGAACAAAGUCGUCCUGGAAUAUGAGCCUGUGUGGGCCAUUGGUAUUGGCAAGAUGGCAUCACCUCAGCAGGCUCAGGAAGUACAUGAGAAGCUCGAGGGAUGGCUGAAAUCCAAUGUCUCUGAUGCAGUAGCUCAUGGCACCGGAUUCAUUUGUGGAGGUUCUGUGACUGGAACAGCCUACAAAGAGCUGGCAAGCCAGCCUGAUAUGGACAGCUUCCUGUGGGUGGUGCUUCUCUGA
Molecule: messenger RNA, 465 nt
Organism: Psammomys obesus (fat sand rat)
Lineage: Eukaryota; Metazoa; Chordata; Mammalia; Rodentia; Muridae
Product: triosephosphate isomerase-like
Exons: 1
Coding region: 1-465 (154 amino acids)
Biological process (GO): gluconeogenesis; glycerol catabolic process; glyceraldehyde-3-phosphate biosynthetic process
Cellular component (GO): cytosol
Molecular function (GO): triose-phosphate isomerase activity
Source: RefSeq, a predicted model, not a curated record